Hibiscus syriacus is the source of this 3363-nucleotide messenger RNA. Its product is annotated as serine/threonine-protein kinase D6PK-like. The transcript has 3 exons. NCBI's taxonomy places the organism in Eukaryota, Viridiplantae, Streptophyta, Magnoliopsida, Malvales, Malvaceae. Gene Ontology annotation, biological process: protein phosphorylation. The record is from RefSeq and is a predicted model, not a curated record. Gene Ontology annotation, cellular component: nucleus; plasma membrane; cytoplasm. Gene Ontology annotation, molecular function: protein serine/threonine kinase activity; ATP binding. Bases 558 to 3095 code for a protein of 845 amino acids.
UAUUCCCUUUGUGGACAAUCAUAUUGCUUCUCCUGGAUCCAAGUGCAUGCCACCCACAUAACAUAACAUUUCGGAUUUCAUGCACAAAUGUUAUUUUGUUUUUUUGUUUUCUUCUCGUGUUGUACUUUUAUGUUUUGUAUUUAUCAUCACACAUUUUUAUUUUGAUUUUCGGCCAUUACAGAGUAAAAAAGAAGAAGAAAUUGUAGAGCAGCAGUAGGUCGUAGCUGUGAGUGAACAAGGUGAAAUUUCUCGACCUUUCUUCGUCAACGACAGAUGUUUUUUAUGACCUCUAUUUCUCUCAAACUUUGUGAUACAUUGUGGAACUUGAACUCUGUGUUUUGAAAUUUAAAAGUGGGGGUUUCGAUUGGCUAUCUUAAGCCAAGAACCGUAAUGAUCCAUGGUUAUCUUGGGGGACAAGUGAGAUUGUUUUAUUGCUUGUUUCUACUCAUUCUUUGAGAUAUAGACACUUCUUCCGAAAUAGGAUAGAGUAAGUUUGCAGAUGAUCUAGUUCCCCUGCUUUCUUGUUGUAUUAGUCUUUGAGUUGAAUUUUAGAAGAGAUGGAUGUAGGGCCUAGUACUUCAGAAAUUGUUGAAUCGACUGAUGAAAUCGAUGCUGAAUUGAAAACUGAAGAGCCUGGUAAGAUAUACUAUUUGCAAAAAUCAGGAAAUAAGUAUUCCAUUGAGGAUGACAUUAACUGUCUGUUUGAAACAAUCGAUGGUAGGACAUCAUCCAGGGUUUCUGGUUUCUCAAGGGAUGUUGGUAGAGAUGCUUUAUGGAAGCGUGCAAUGAAAAGACCAGUUAGAGUUGGUUCUUCUCACGCUUCGGGAAUUGGAAUUUCUGAACCCAUGAGUUUGAAGCAGGCAUUUAGAGGGUUGUCUAUCUCUCAGGCAUCCGAGAUGGCUGUUAUGAAGAAACGGUUAUCAAAACCAGCAGGUUCAUCAGGGAUCUCGGAAGCAGGAACUAUAAGAAGGUUGUACAGGGCUGUAGUAGUUGAAAAUAAUGGAUCAGGAGUUACCCUAAAUGAAGGUAAAGGGAAUUUAGUGGAAAUUCCACUUGUUCCUGAAAAGAGUACAUCCAAUUCUUUGGAAAAGAUGCCUGAAUCAUUGAAGCUUUCAAACAUUGAGAUUUUAAACCGAAAUUCCAGUCCUUCAGAUAAUGCAACAACAGAAAAGGCAACCACCGGAUUUCUGGUCCCAGAUCGGGCUGUUCCUUUGAGCAUGGAGUCUAAAAAUGAAGUGUCAGAAGCAGAACUUAAAAGACUAAAUUCUAUAGAUUCUUCUGCUGUUAAUCAUGCUGCUGAGGAAGCCAAGGAGAUUGGUUGUACCUCUCUCUCGAUUUGUGUUGAAUCUCCUCCUGUUUCUAAUGCUGCUUGUAAGGUGAAAUCUAUUUGUGAAAAUCCACGUCUAAUCAAGCCAUUCUUGAGGAACAAAAGCUUUAUAAGGAAGAAAGCAAAACAGGAAUCAACUACUACUGCCAGCAGUUCCAAUUCCUGUAAUGGUUGUUUCGGCAAUGAUCUCUGUCCUAGUACGACUUAUUCAGAUAGCCAAAUACAGAAGCCUUCAGGCAAUGAAAGAAAGGAAAACAUGAAAGUUUCACGAGUUUGCAGCAGUACAAGUUGCGGCACUGAAGUUAACUCAAGCAUGGUGGGUACAAGUUUCAAAUCGAUUUUGAGUUCAAACUGUAGUUACAAAUCCAAAGCAUUGUUGUUCGAAGCUGAUGACAGAUCAAGAUCAAGGGAAAAGGGAGAGUUUUCCCAGAGCUCGAAAAGUAGCAUUGGGGAGUAUAGUAGUAGCACAAUCACUAGUGAUGAAAGCAAUAUCAUUGGUUCUAGUCGGAUAGGUAGCAGACCUCACAUGUCAAAAGAUUUGAGGUGGGAAGCUAUUAGCUCCGUUUGGAAGCAGCAUGGACGCUUGAGUUUGAAUCACUUCAAGCUUCUCAAGAAGCUUGGUUGUGGGGAUAUUGGGACCGUUUAUCUUGCUGAGCUAAUCAGUACAAAUUGCUUAUUUGCUUUGAAAGUGAUGAACAAUGAAUUUUUGUUGAACCACAGGAAGAUUCCUAGGGCACAAACAGAAAAGGAGAUAAUGCAAAUGCUGGAUCAUCCUUUUCUCCCCACACUAUAUGCCUAUCUUGCGACAGAACAACUUUCUUGCUUGGUUAUGGAGUAUUGUCCCGGUGGAGAUUUGCAUGUGUUACGACAGAAGCAGCCUGGCAGGAGUUUCUCUGAACAAGCAGUAAGGUUUUAUGGUGCUGAAGUCCUCCUUGCAUUGGAGUACCUACACAUGUUUGGUGUUGUUUAUCGAGAUCUAAAACCAGAAAAUAUCUUGGUUAGAGAAGAUGGUCACAUCAUGCUUACGGAUUUUGACCUGUCAUUCAGAUGUGAUGCCAAUCCAGUGCUGCUUAAAUCUGCUUCACCCAUUGCUGAGCCUGCAGAGAAGAUGUCAAGUACAUGCUCCGAGUCCAGCUGUAUUGAGCCUUUCUGCCUAAAUCCAUCCUUUCAAGUUCCAUGCUUCACUCCUAGGCUUCUAUCACUUGCUUCCAAGUCAAGGAGGAUAAAAUCUGACCUAGCUACUCAGAUUAACUCCAUGCCACAGAUUGUAGUGGAGCCAACCAGUGCCCGGUCAAACUCAUUUGUUGGAACACAUGAAUACCUUGCUCCAGAAAUCAUCAAAGGUGAAGGUCAUGGGAACGCUGUUGAUUGGUGGACAUUCGGAAUCUUUCUGUUCGAGCUUUUGUACGGAAAAACGCCUUUCAGGGGUUCAGGAAACGAUGAAACACUAUCCAAUGUGGUUUCACAUAACCUUAGAUUUCCUGCCAGCCCUAUAGUUAGUUUUCAUGCAAGAGAUUUGAUAAGAGGGCUUUUAGUUAAGGAACCUGAGAACCGGUUAGGAUCAGUGAAAGGAGCAGCAGAGAUCAAACGGCAUCCUUUCUUUGGAGGCCUAAAUUGGGCUCUGAUACGAUGCACGGUACCACCCGAGAUGCCAAGGUUAUGCGAGACCAGCAUCUGUGUGCCAACGCCAGCUUUGCAGAGAAAUGACAGCUCCAAAGGUGGCGAAUUGCAGGUUACUGAAGACCAUAUGGAGUUUGAUAUGUUUUAGUUUUCUAGGACAAUGUGAGAAAAGGAACAUCUUUUUGGCUUCUGAGCUAUUUGAGUCUUCAAAAGUACAACAAUCAUCCAAUCUUGCGAGCAGCACUGUACUAGAAAUUGAAUGCUCUGCGAAAAAAAUUCACUACAGUAUUUACACAAAUUAUCUAUUUCAGGCUCUGCCAGUGUUUUUCUUUCUUUUUUCUUUUUUUUUACAAAUAUUUUUCCCAUUAUUGUCAAGACACAGGGAUACGACUAGAGAGUAUAGAUGACUGGAAAUA